Molecule: messenger RNA, 684 nt
Organism: Thecamonas trahens ATCC 50062
Lineage: Eukaryota; Apusomonadida; Apusomonadidae
Exons: 2
Coding region: 142-684 (180 amino acids)
Molecular function (GO): protein binding
Source: RefSeq, a predicted model, not a curated record
GAUGGGUUGAGUGGGGUGAUGGGUGAGGCUGUGGAGAGUGCGAGAAUGCUGUUUGAUGGGCGCACAGGCCGCCAAACAGCGUAACCACACCGACACGCUCAGCAGACCACGCCAUGCCCACACCCACACCCAACCCAGGACAUGACACGAAGCGGGAGUGUGGCGCCUGGAGGUGCGGCUGCGGGCGGACUGGGCAAGGUUGCAGAGGGGCGGGUCCUGGCGCUGGAGAGGGCGGCCAAGGUGGUGCAGUCGCGGUACCGCGGACAUGUGGUGCGGACGAGCUUGGGCGCGGUAAAGGUGCCGGGCAUGGACGAUGCGCCGUCGCUGGUGGAGACGGCGGGUGCGCAUGGAGUGGUCAACCGUGCUGCUGGCUUGCUCGAAAGCGGGUUUGAUGCUGAGGCCGCGCGCCAUCGUGCAGCGCUCGACUCUGCCGCGAGAGUGGUCCAGUCGCGGUACCGCGGCCACGCGGUGCGCAAGUCGAUGGGAUCGGUGCGGAUGCCCAACAUGGACGACGCCGCCUCGCUAGUCGACUCGCGCAGUGCCGGCAAGCUUGUCUCGCGCGCACUGGCUGCCUCGGAGCAGACUAGCGCCAUGCAGGUGCUCUCGGCCAUCGGAACUCCGACCCGCGGCGGCGGCGACGACGACGGCGACGACGACGACUGCGGGAUUCAAGGGGUACAGUGA